Molecule: messenger RNA, 2686 nt
Organism: Pongo pygmaeus (Bornean orangutan)
Lineage: Eukaryota; Metazoa; Chordata; Mammalia; Primates; Hominidae
Gene: ZNF71
Product: zinc finger protein 71
Exons: 4
Coding region: 365-2014 (549 amino acids)
Biological process (GO): regulation of DNA-templated transcription
Molecular function (GO): DNA-binding transcription factor activity, RNA polymerase II-specific; RNA polymerase II cis-regulatory region sequence-specific DNA binding
Source: RefSeq, a predicted model, not a curated record
GUCCCUCCUCCUCGCCCCUCCUUUCCCUCCAUCCUUCUUUCCACCCUUCCUCCCUCCGUCUCUUCUCUCCUUCCCUUUCCCUACCUCCUCCCCCUCGAUCCUCCCUCUUGCCCCCGCCUCCUUGGCAGCGGAGGCCUCUGUGAGAUAGAGGAGCUCAGUUGGCUCCGCUCGGCCGGGCUCGGCUGAGAAAACCCGAGGGCAGGUGGCGCGCGCGGGCUUCUGGGAAGCGUAGUCCGGCGCAGUCCGCGCAGGCGCACUGUGGCCGGGCGGGCCUAGCGGGCGCGGUCAUUGUCCUGGCAGAGCGGCGAGCCGCACUGUUGGCCACCCCAGGCCUGUCUUCCUGUUCACCGUGGGCAGCAGAGGGAUGGCUGCUCAGCUGCUGACUGAUGAGGCACUGGAAUCAGUGACGUUCAGGGAUGUGACUGUGGACUUCACCCAGGAGGAGUGGCAGCAGCUGGAGCCUGCCCAGAAGGACCUGUACAGGGAUGUCAUGCUGGAGAACUACAGGAACCUGGUCUCACUGGACUGGGAGACUAGACCUGAAAUGAAAGAGUUGGAUCCAAAGAAUGACAUUUCGGAAGACAAGCCCUCCGUUGUUGGGGUGGCCACGGGGGGACCCGCGAGGAAUGGUGCCAGGGGUCCUGGCUCAGAAGGAGUGUGGGAACCAGGCAGCUGGCCAGAGAGGCUGUGGGGAGAUGCAGGUGCCGAGUGGGAGCCAUUGGGAAUUCCCCAGGGGAACAAACUCUUGGGGGGCUCAGUACCCGGAUGUCAUGAACUGAAGGCAUUUGCCAACCAAAGCUGUGUCCUGGUCCCACCACGGCUGGACGACCCCACAGAAAAGGGGGCCUGUCCACCCAUAAGGCGUGGCAAGAACUUCUCCAGCACUUCAGACCUCAGUAAGCCCCCCAUGCCCUGCGAGGUGAAGAAAACCUAUGACUGCAGCGAGUGUGGCAAGGCCUUUAGCCGAAGCUCGUCCCUGAUAAAGCACCAAAGGAUCCACACGGGAGAAAAGCCGUUUGAGUGCGACACCUGUGGGAAGCACUUCAUCGAGCGCUCGUCCCUCACCAUCCACCAGCGGGUGCACACGGGCGAGAAGCCCUAUGCCUGCGGGGACUGCGGCAAGGCCUUCAGCCAGCGCAUGAACCUGACUGUGCACCAGCGCACGCACACAGGCGAGAAGCCGUAUGUGUGCGACGUGUGUGGGAAGGCCUUCCGGAAGACCUCCUCUCUCACCCAGCACGAGCGGAUCCACACGGGGGAGAAGCCCUACGCGUGCGGGGACUGCGGCAAGGCCUUCAGCCAGAACAUGCACCUCAUCGUGCACCAGCGCACGCACACCGGGGAGAAACCGUACGUGUGCCCCGAGUGCGGGCGAGCCUUCAGCCAGAACAUGCACCUGACCGAGCACCAGCGCACGCACACCGGGGAGAAGCCGUACGCCUGCAAGGAGUGCGGAAAGGCCUUCAACAAGAGCUCCUCGCUCACCCUGCACCAGAGGAACCACACCGGCGAGAAGCCCUACGUGUGCGGCGAGUGCGGCAAGGCCUUCAGCCAGAGCUCCUACCUCAUCCAGCACCAGCGCUUCCACAUCGGCGUGAAGCCGUUCGAGUGCAGCGAGUGCGGCAAGGCCUUCAGCAAGAACUCCUCGCUCACGCAGCACCAGCGCAUCCACACCGGCGAGAAGCCCUACGAGUGCUACAUCUGCAAGAAGCACUUCACGGGGCGCUCGUCCCUCAUCGUGCACCAGAUCGUGCACACCGGGGAGAAGCCCUACGUGUGCGGCGAGUGCGGCAAGGCCUUCAGCCAGAGCGCCUACCUCAUCGAGCACCAGCGGAUCCACACCGGCGAGAAGCCGUACAGGUGCGGCCAGUGCGGGAAGUCCUUCAUCAAGAACUCCUCCCUCACGGUGCACCAGCGGAUCCACACGGGCGAGAAGCCCUACCGAUGCGGCGAGUGCGGGAAGACCUUCAGCCGGAACACGAACCUGACGCGCCACCUGCGGAUUCACACCUGAGCGCCUCCGAGCAGGGCUCUCCCUGGCGGUGCUCAGGCCGGACGCCAGAUGGCUGCGCGCUUUGUCAGCAGUGCUGUGAGAAGUUCUCCCCUGGGGUGGGGACUCGGGGUCAGGGGAGCUCAGGAAUGUGGGGUUGUGGAGGCGCUGGCUGAUCACACAUGCCCCCUCCUUACUGAGCAUCAGAAAGCAAGCCCCUCGGUGUCUGACGUAUCUGGGGACACUUCAAGGUUCACUGUAGCUGAGCCAUGGCCGCUGGUAACAGACAUCAGGGUUCCAGACUAGCCCUCUGAGUAACUGUCCUACGAGCUUGGACAGGUCACGCCUGCCUCCACAUCUCUGUUUCUUCAAUGGGAAAGUGGAGCUGGUGGAGGGGAGGGAGGAGACAUCUCCCUCUUUGUCAGAUACAUCCUGGAAUCCAGAUGCAGCUUGUCACCAUCGGCAUUUUCUCGGUGGGUUGGGAGUGUGAGGGCCUUGCUAUCCCUCCACCCACCAUUUCCCUGCAGUGCGCGCUGGCAGCCACCAAGCUAGGAAGUGGCAGGAGUUUGCCGGUUGUUUGUGAGGGGAAAAUUUUUUUUUCAGAGUUAGCAAACAACAGUAACUACUGCUUUGAAUGCCAAAGUUUCUUAGAGUGGUCUGUUACAUUUUUUAAAAAUAAAACUUUUAAUUAAGGGA